Molecule: messenger RNA, 1530 nt
Organism: Rosa rugosa (rugosa rose)
Lineage: Eukaryota; Viridiplantae; Streptophyta; Magnoliopsida; Rosales; Rosaceae
Exons: 5
Coding region: 112-1413 (433 amino acids)
Biological process (GO): translation
Cellular component (GO): ribosome
Molecular function (GO): structural constituent of ribosome
Source: RefSeq, a predicted model, not a curated record
AAAAGAAGAAAAAGACCAUAGUAACCCGAUCCAACCACAGUAAAAUCCGGGCCCAAAGAAUAAAACCCAGGCAAAACCCCCCAAAAUCUCUCUUCUUCGUCAUUUUCGACGAUGAUGGCUCUCCGACCGAGAACCAACCACCGAACCCUCACAAACCCAUCUCUCAUUCACGUCUUCUCGACUUACCCAUCCGACUCAACCGACCCAACUGAACCCAACCCCCAGUCCGACUCCUCCUCUCUCUCCAAUUACUUCAGCGAUGUCAAAGCCAGCCUCAGGCAACAGUCACAGUCACAGUCACAGCAACAACACAGCAGACCCACUUCAUACUCACAGCAACAACACUUCAGACCCACUUCUCAGAACAACAACCCUUCUCUCUCCCGGCCUUCCAAGGCUGCCUCUCUGGAGGAAAUCCGCAAAAACCUUGCGGAGUUUCGGCUUCGAUCCAUUGGGCCAAACCCCACUGAAUCAAACUCUGCACCUCCACCUCCACCUCCGAACCCCAUUUCGUUUGAGAAGCUCUAUAACAAAGGCGUGAGCAGCCGCAAGAUGGAGUUUCAGACGGUUCGGGAGAGUCUGAAGCUCAUAAGGCUCAAUGCGAAUGAGCAGAGUGAGAGGAAGGGUGGGGGAUUGUCGUUGUUGAGGUUCAAAAGUUUGGAUAUGAAUCCGAGGCAGGAUGUGGGUGUUAGGAAGGGAGCACUUACAAGUUUAUUUGAUAAGGAGAAGGAGAGAAGUGGAGAGAAGAGCUCGGAUGCAUUGAAGACUGAGUUUGUGAAGAUUUAUAGCUAUAAAGAGUUGGGGGAGAAGCUGAGGAAGUUGAGGCCCGAGGAAGGGAAGGAAGGGGGCGGGUUUACAUUGGGGGAGUUCAGUGAGAGGUUGGUCAAGUUGAGGAAGAUGGAAGAGAAUGAGUCCGAGUCUUGGGUUGGGGGAUGGAAUACUGACUUGAAGCAGAGCUUGUUGAAGAUAUCCGGAGAGGAGAAGCAUAGGAAAAGUCCGAUGCAGAGGCUUCAUAUGAUAGAUAUAGGUCAAACUCCUGAUUAUAUGAUGAAACCCCCAAAGGAAGGCUUGGUUGAGAAGCAUUUCCAUCCAGAUAACAUGUCUUCUGCAGAAAAGCUGAAAAUUGAGCUUGGCAAAGUUAGAGAUGAAUUUAAAAUGUCAGAGUCAGAUUGUGGUUCUGCACGAGUUCAAGUGGCACAACUCACAACUAAGAUCAAGCAUCUAUCUUCAGUUCUACACAAAAAGGAUAAGCAUUCACUUAAGGGUCUUCAAGCAAUGGUGCAGAGGAGGAAGAAGCUAUUGAAGUAUCUCCGAAGAACUGACUGGGACUCUUACUGCCUUGUUCUCUCCAAACUUGGUCUCCGGGACACGCCAGAUGUCAAACAAGAGUACAAGAAACAUUACAAGAAUUAGAGUAUUUGAAUACGUUCUCUCUUUGUUUCGUCAGUAAUUUACCUGUCUGGUCAACCAUACAUUCAAAAUUCUGUAUGGAUAGAAAAUGAAAUAGAUAGUUCAUGUUGGUUUCAUCUC